AUUCGUCAUUAACGUAUCUAAAUAGAGGAAGGAAAACAAUAGUUUAAUUGAUAAUCUAGCUAAUUCCUAGAAGUCAAAAUUAUUGAUAAAUUGGACGAAGCAGAACAAAGAUGAACGACCCGAAUUUAGCGACGGCUCUGUAUCCAGCUUCGUUUGUAGACCGCUAGAGGCGUGUUCGUUCGUAUUGUUAAAAUGGCGGGUGUGCUGUUCGAGGAUAUUUUCAACGUAAAAGACAUCGAUCCAGAGGGGAAGAAAUUCGACAGGGUGAGCCGACUGCAUUGCGAAUCCGAGUCCUUCAAGAUGGAUCUCAUCCUCGACAUCAACAGUUGGCUCUACCCCAUGGAAUUAGGUGACAAAUUUCGUCUGGUCUUGGCUACUACGCUGAGGGAAGAUGGCUAUCCGGACGGAGGUGACUGGAACGCCAUCGAACAGGAGGGUGGUUCCAGGGCUGACAGCUUUGAGUACGUGAUGUCGGGGAAGGUCUACAGAAUAGAGGGCGACGAAGCCAGUAACGAGCCAAGCAGCAGACUAUCCGCCUACGUCUCGUUCGGAGGGCUGCUUAUGAGGUUGCAGGGAGACGCCAACAAUCUUCAUGGCUUUGAGAUCGACCAGCACAUGUACCUUCUCAUGAAGAAACUGGCCUUCUGAAGAUCUGGAAUUCAGCCACUUAAAGGUCAACCUGAAAAUAAACGGUACAACCUGGAAGAUACGGAGAGGAGGAUAAGAAGAAGACACGCGAAUGAAACGUCCUGUAGUUUGUGGAUCGUUAGUCAUUGUAUGGAAGAUAUAAGACGUGUAGUUGUACAUGGAAGACCAUAGUCGUUUAUUAUAUUUAAAGUACAGUUAAAAAGUCGAAUUUAAAUAGAUUCGACGAGACAAUGGAAUUUCUUUUCUAACCGUAAACUUAUGGUUGAACUUUGAUCGAUCAUCUGUUCGAAAUUUUGUAUUUUCAUCUGUUUCCUUGUCAAAAGUGAAUGGUGCUUCCGCCAUUCAUCAUUCGAGCGAUCAUUGUAAUAAUGAAGUAUCAUUCCAAAGCCAAUUUUAUCCUAAGGGUAGUAUAGAACUCUCGAGACCAUUGUACACUGGCAUUCUUUUGUAUCGUUGUGAAAAAGUCAUAAACUCUGUAAUAAAGUAUUUUUACACGAUGUACAUUA
This is a messenger RNA of Cephus cinctus (wheat stem sawfly), 1154 nucleotides long. RefSeq names its product DNA-directed RNA polymerases I, II, and III subunit RPABC3 (gene Rpb8). The transcript has 4 exons. The record is from RefSeq and is a predicted model, not a curated record. Gene Ontology annotation, cellular component: RNA polymerase III complex; RNA polymerase II, core complex; RNA polymerase I complex. Gene Ontology annotation, biological process: DNA-templated transcription. Gene Ontology annotation, molecular function: DNA-directed RNA polymerase activity. The coding region runs from base 193 to 648 and encodes 151 amino acids. NCBI's taxonomy places the organism in Eukaryota, Metazoa, Arthropoda, Insecta, Hymenoptera, Cephidae.